This is a messenger RNA of Sclerotinia trifoliorum, 2575 nucleotides long. Lineage: Eukaryota; Fungi; Ascomycota; Leotiomycetes; Helotiales; Sclerotiniaceae. The record is from the annotation of a GenBank genome assembly.
AUGACCGGCCGUCAAGGAACUCCUCGUCCACCGACUUCAACCUUCAUUGAGCUUCGUCCUCGCACUCGCCAUACUACCUCCGUUCCUCCUCUUUCGUUAGCAAGCACUGUAUCGGAUUCUUUGAAAACAAUUGGUUCGCCGAGUGUUUCACCUCCUCAUUCUCAUACUUCAGACGCUCAAGCUCAAGGUCCACCUCCACCUCCACUUCCGCCACCACCCACCCCCACCAGAGCAAAAUCUACAAUGACUGCAAUACACACAAUCCAAAAGUCGUCAGACCCAUCUUUUAUCUGUACAAUCUGCUGGUCUCCACAACAUCCACCUUCCAAACCACGCGUUCUUGGUCGUUCAUCCAGAAUCGUGUGCCAUCAGUGUUGGAGAGCUGUGCUGGAUUUAAGUAUAUGUUGGGUUUGUGGGGAGUGUAUUGUGAGAGGGGAUGAGGUAGUUAGUUUGGGGUGGUGUUUUUGGCAUCGUGCAUGCUUUGGUUGUUUGCUUUGUGGAGUGAGGUUAGGAGAGGCGUUUUUGAGGGAUUGUGAGGGUGUGAGUGAGAAGGGGGUUGGAUGUGGAGAUGGAAGUGGAAAUGAGACUGCACAUGGGAGUGCAAGGAAAGGCACGGAAUUGGAUAAAAUUCCCCUUUGUGAAUGGUGUGAAACAGAGACUAGGAUUAAGGGGUAUGGAGAGAAGAAGGUGUUGGAGAGGGGAUUGGAAAAUGUGACGAAAUCUGAUGGGGGGUUGACAAGAUGUAGAUUGGAGAAGUUGGAUGAGGAUAAGGGGUUAGGUCUAGGUGGGAAGAAGGGUGUUGUGGUGGGAUUGGAUGGGGAGGAAAUGGUGCCUUCUAACCCCUCUUCUUCUUCUAGUAUAUCACCGAUGGACACGAUGAAGAAAUCAACGGGAUCAACCAUGAUGAAUGAAAGGAAGAUUAGGAAAUUGAUAAGGGAUUCUUCAACUCCUCAGGUAUGUCAUUUUUAACUUUAUUCCAACUUUAACUGCACGUUUUAACACUACUCUGAAGGAAGAAAUUGCACUUCUCAGCGACGCCUCAAAUAUGGGCGUAUCCGAAGAUGGAAACGCAGACGACUCAACUCAUUCACAUAGUGAUACCGAACCUGCAAAUUUCGGGCAAGGCGAACUAUCCAAUUCAUCUAGCUCAUCAAAUCUCUCUAGUCCCUGCAGCCCUUCCAAUAUCUACGUCUCCAUCUAUGAUCCCGCCGGCCGAGCAUUCGUUCCUAGUAAAACUAAACCGCUUCCAAAAUGGAUGACAUUGCUUCCCAAUAACGUAAAUUCCGAACGCGAAGAUUCGCAUGGUGAUUCUUGUGAAAGAAUUGUAGGGGCAACGGCGUCGAGAGCUUCACUUCCCGAUGCAUAUGCAGAUGGUGCUUCGUCUAGUCACUCGGAGGAUUGCCCUGGGGGUCAUGGUCCCUCGACAUCGUGUCAGACGGAGGAGGAGGGUAAGGAGAGUACGAACAGUGGGAUUUCGGGGGAUGUGACGCCUAAAGGUAUGCUUUUUCCGUUCUACUUGCUGCAUGUUCAUGCUGUUGUUAUCUUUCUUCAUGAGAAUAUCUAACACACCACAGAUCAAACCCCUGACAGCCAUAGCGCCAAGUCCACCUCUGAUAGCACAUCAGCCAGCACCCGCAGACCAUCUGUAUCAACCCUCUCUUCGCUCAAUAUUCCCAGUCCCCCACAAAGAGCCUCCAAAACCACACGUGCCCGCUCCGUCUCUAUCGAAGAAAAACUUCCCCGUCCAAAUCAACAUCCCGCAUCUGCAUAUCGUCGUGCAAAUCGCUCUAGCACUAUCGAAUCUGCACUUAACAAACCAGGCACUUUCAUACAAACAGCAGAAUACCCCGAUCAUCCACCAAAAGACAUCUCAGAAAGACCCUUAACACCCUAUCCCAAAGAAGAUGGUCCAUUCCAAGGCAGUCCUUUCAAUCCAAACAAUACUCACUCUAGAGCACAAGUACCCAAUCUCUUGACCUCUUCCCUGAGUGAUUUCAUCACACCGCGAAAAGGUUCAUGUUGUGGUCUUAGUACGAGUUUAGAAUCUGCAUCGGUGGGUGAGAUAAAGAGAAGAGAACGCGGAGAAUCGUCUUUUGAUUCUACAUUUGAGAGUUUUCCAAGACCCGAAAUCGGUAAGAGUAAUAGUAAUUAUGGGACAAGUUUGCGCAUGAGUCCCACGCUAGGGUUUUUGGAUAGGGGCUCGGAGUAUUUGGAAAGGUAUGUUCCUGGAGUUAUUUUGCCGGGUGGGAGUGCGAAGGAGAAGGAGAAGGAGAAGGAGGGGAGAGGGAGGGAGAGGGGUAAAGAGAAGGAGGGGAUUGUGGAUAGGAUUCGGAGGCAGAGGGUUGGGACUGUUAGGUUUGUUUAUCUGUUUAUUUGUUUGUUCAUUUGUUUUGCCUCAAAAAAGUGGCCAUUGAGAAAGGGAACUUGGACUCAUUGAUUGAAGUAUUAACUAACACUGACAAAAAUAAACAGUUUAGGACAAGUAGCCCAAAACAUGAAAGAAAAGGGAAAAAGAACAGAACCUCAUAAUCAAACAGAAUGGAAUUGGACAGAUCAUGAAUUGAAAAUACAAAUU